Molecule: messenger RNA, 4726 nt
Organism: Onychostoma macrolepis
Lineage: Eukaryota; Metazoa; Chordata; Actinopteri; Cypriniformes; Cyprinidae
Gene: ube2d4
Product: ubiquitin-conjugating enzyme E2D 4 (putative)
Exons: 7
Coding region: 254-697 (147 amino acids)
Biological process (GO): ubiquitin-dependent protein catabolic process; protein polyubiquitination
Cellular component (GO): nucleus
Molecular function (GO): ubiquitin conjugating enzyme activity
Source: RefSeq, a predicted model, not a curated record
GCGUUGUAUCGCGAGAUUACCUUCCUGCUGUCUAGUACAGCACUAAAAACUGUCAGUGAGGUUAGAGGGGGUAAGAAUUUCUCAAAUCGGCGACUGCCGUUCAAACAGCGGUGUGAAUGUUCAAAUCUGUGCUUUGGUGUUAUUACAAACGUAACGUGUGACACUGAGGAGAAAAACGGCAGCGUUCUCGUCCAAACUGUACAGGCCAACAGUCUCUGAACUAGAUCAAACAGUGCUGUAACACAGCGAGCAAAUGGCGUUGAAAAGAAUCCAAAAGGAGCUGACAGACCUACAGAGAGAUCCACCAGCUCAGUGUUCAGCAGGUCCAGUCGGAGAGGACUUGUUUCACUGGCAGGCAACAAUAAUGGGGCCGAAUGACAGUCCAUAUCAAGGAGGGGUUUUCUUCCUUACGAUUCAUUUCCCAACAGACUACCCCUUUAAACCACCAAAGGUCGCAUUCACAACAAAAAUCUACCACCCCAAUAUUAACAGUAACGGAAGUAUUUGUCUGGACAUCCUGCGAUCUCAGUGGUCACCUGCACUUACUGUAUCUAAAGUCUUGUUGUCCAUCUGCUCCCUGUUAUGUGACCCGAACCCAGAUGACCCACUGGUACCUGAGAUCGCACAUACAUAUAAAGCAGACAGAGAAAAGUACAACAGACUAGCGAGAGAAUGGACGCAAAAGUACGCCAUGUGAGAGUGCCUGCCACUAAAACACUACAAAAUCAAACGGACAGAGAAACCUGUUUUUACUUUGAACAAGAGGAGUCAAAAGAAGUGAAUGUUGAGGGGAGGGGACGUCUAAACACCAGACCCUGGAAAGGGAAGCAGAAGGCGGAGGUGAGGAGGUGAGAGCCGCUGGUACACGUUGGCCGCUAUGUGCUGAAUCCGCUGUCAUGUGCCGUUCUCCCAGAUCCGCCAUCACAACGGCUUAGCCUGGAAAACUCCAGGAAAACUGUAAAACCGGACAAACCUCGGGGUACCACAACCCAGGAAGUUAGACUUGUACUACUGUUAGUUCUCUUAUUACUGUCAUUGUGAUUUUCUCAGUGUUACUGUUGGCGUUCUUACUCUUGUCAUCACUGAAUGAGGAAACGUUGGGCUGAAGUUGGAAUGGCGGCGCGACAGGAUUGAUCAUGUCUGAACCAUCGUACCGUCCCAUCGGAGUCCCUGUGGAAACCGUAGUUGUCUGUGCACUUUCAUUUUUAACAGUUUGAGACAGAAUGUAAAAAAAUCAAGCGUCAGAAAGACCUUACUGUUGUCUCCGCCUUCCAACUUCCUGCCGUUUCAGUGUUAUCCCAUAAAACACUACGAAUGUGAUUUAGGAAAAGUUUGUGUCCCUAAUGAGAAAAUGUGAUUUUGAUUUUUGAACAAAUGGAGGUCAUAAAAAUAGUCAAGUGAGUCUAUAUCUUUGCGCUAUAAAAAAAAAACAAAAAAAAAACAUAACACCAUGUCCUAACAAUGCAAUGAGAUUCCAGCGACAAUCGGCCCCUGUACCCUCAUUCACUAUUCCCUACGUUACUUCACUAAUACAGUCCACUUUCAGGAGUGAAUGAAAACAAGUGUGCGAAUUUGGACACCGAGUACACUGUUGAGUACACUGUUGAGUGUACAUCGGUUGUACACUAGUUAUAGCAGUGCAUCGUGGGAUUGAAUGAGUGAGCUCAAUAAUGUCCACUUUGGUUUUGGACACCACUACAAAUAGUGAACUUUUAAGGGUAUAGGGGGCGAUUUCGGACACAGACAAGCAAGAUGUGACAAAAUCAGAAAAUCACAAAUCGCAGCCAAUCAGAUGAGUGUGUGGGCGGAGCUCUCUCUGAAAGCUCACUGCUCUCUCACUGUGCAAUAAAUAAAAAUUUAAUUUCAUUCAAAUUAACAGUUUGAACAAUCUUUAAAAUGUAUCAGUGACUGAUGCAAUUUUGUCAUUUUGUUGUGAAAUACACUUGUUUGAUCUGUUUGAACGUUCUUGUGUAUUUAAGAUCUGAGGUAAAUUAUCCAUUGUCGCUUUCAUUAUGGCGUUAAAUUCAUACCAAAAUGACAACACAAAUGAAAUUUUAAUAUUGUACAAAACACAUACGUUCCUGAGAUAGGUCUAAUCAUUGUCAGCAACGGGGUAGCAGAAAUUGAAAAAUAAAUUUUAAAAAAAUUAAUCGAAUCACCUGUUGCUCAUCGCUUGUCGCCAUCACUGUUGAUUAGGACAAAAAGCAAAAUGGAAAACAAACCUUUUAUCUUGUGUCGUGUUGCAUUGCAUCUCAUUAGGACACAGUGUUAUUUUUAUUUAUUAGACAUAAAAAUGUUGUAAUUUUUAUUUGGUUAUAAUCAUAUCUCCUUUUGACAUAUUCUUUAUUUAACCUUGAGUGUCGUUUUCAGAAUUAAGCUGGCCGUUCACACAAGACAUGCUCUUGCUUUCCAUUCGCGCUGUAUUUUUAAUGUUGCUCUGUGUAAACAUGCACUAGACGGACGUUUUUUUCAAACACUAUUUUGUUUAUUGUUUGAUGCGCAGUGUUGACUUUAAAAGAAUGGACCACUCAGAUUGCUCUGGGGGCACGUUAACCAUAUUUACUGUACAUAUGGAUAAACACAUUGUCCAACAAGUGUACAUUGAAAGCUCCAUCAACCUGUUUUUAACGCAAAAACGCGUCUUAUGCGAACGGCCACUGAAUUGAAUUCACCUCAGCCGCAUGUGCAUGAUAUGGCAGAUGUGUAAGUAUUUGUUUUGAUAAGUAUUGUGAAGUUGCUUUAGGAAUCAAGGCAGAUUUUUAUACUUGUCUUAAAAAUUCACCCAAUUUGCUUGCAGAAAAAAGAGGGAGCAAAAAAGCUGAACGGUGGGACUGUGUGGAAAAAAAACUAACAAAUGCCACCAUUUCUGCCAAAUGUGAUUAUGCCCCUUUCAGAUUUGCAGGCUGUGGGCACGUCAUAGCGUAUGAAUGCAAUAUUUUUCGGCUGUUUAGCAUUUAUCUAUUCUACAAAUCUGUCUUCAAGAGUGUAAUCCUUAAUAAUCUUUAGAUACUCUUGUUCCUGUAGUCACUAAUAGUACUAAUUUUUGACAGAGUAGAUGGUACGUUUGAUGUAUGACCAGCGCAGGUGCUGGACUCAAGUUCUUUUACUGUAAAUUAAUUUUUGUAAAUGCACUCAUUAACUCGUGGCUGCCUAUUUAGAGGUGGAUGAUCAAGAUGUUUACACGGAGCAGAAUGAAAAAAUAUUUCUUCACCCGUCUGAACUGGAGCUCGGGGGUUGGGAAGGCGCUUCUCAAACGCUUUCCGUCGGGAAAGAAGUGUGAACAUCUCCUCACUCUCACCUCCUGGUGCUGCUCUUCACAAGCCCAUGGCUCAAGACUCCCUGAAAAGGGCUAAAUAUUGCCAGAAUUAUAUUUAGCACCAUAUAUGUGUACUUUCACCAAGAGAAUUGAUAUUUUGUGUCCGGUAUAGCUUUGGAUAUGCUUUUAAAGGGAUAGUUUACCCCAAAAUGUGAAUUCUGCAAUCAUUUACUCACUUUUCCCAACAGUGUUGAUCACUUUCUUCUGUAAAACACAAAAGGAAAACUUUUGGAGGUUGUUGUUCACGCGCUCCUGUUUUCCGUACAAUGAAAGCGGAUGGGGACCAUGAACUUUCAAGCUCUGAAUAAAAAGUGCCGUGAAAGUUUAUUCCGAACUAAAAUUUUAGUAAAUGUUUAUUUGAAAACGUUGCUAUUGUUGCUUGACAGCUGUGGUCACCAUUCACUUUCAUUGUGUGGAAGAGUGCAGCGUGAACAUACUUCAAAAUUUCUCCUUUUGUGUUUUACCGAAAAAAGUCAUCGGUUGGAUUUAGAAAACAUGAUGGUGUGUAAAUGAUAAUAGAAUUUUUCUUUUUUCUUUUAAAUUGAAUUGAAUGUAAAAUGUUAUGCCAACUUCUCCUAACUUUGAUUUAAAGACCGACGAUACCGUCUUCGUAUCAGCAAAUUUUUCACUACUAAAUGUGGCUCACUGGUUGUGCAUCUGGAAGUAGAAUGUUUGUUUAAUUUAUUUAUUUAUUUGCUAUUUAUUUGUCGUCUUCCAGUCAUCAGCUCAAAUGCAGUCAGCCUGGAAUUACGAGUUGCUUCAUCUGAAGCAGCCGGUCAAGUUUUGAGAUUGUGCUAAGGCAGUAUAGCAUGCUUUGCACUCUGGUAGGUUACAACCUUUUUUCCGCAGCUAUUUGCAAGAUAUCAGGGAUCUUUUUUCCAUUCUCUCACCUCCCUCAAGACCCUCAAUAAAACCUUAGCCUUAACCAUCAAUGUAUAAGCAACUGUACUGUACUGUUUACUUUGUGUUUUAACUGUUGAUUGGUACUGUACUACUUUGUGUAUCACAUACACACGUACACAGAGCCAUAAUGACCUCUCCUGCUAACUGUUUGUGCUAGAAAACCCUUUCAUCUAACCAGCUCUCUCCUCAGACUCAGUACAGCUGAGACUAACCUCCAAGGUGUCAACUUUAGUGAAUAAAGCUCCUUUUGUCUAAUGCGUUCUCUUGGAUUUAUUCUUAGACAACAGCACAGACUUUCAGAAUUUACUCUUAAUCUACUGCACUGACUUAAUUCAAUUACAUUUUAAUGUCUAAUGGAGGAAUCUCUCUCUCUCUCACACACACACACACACACACAAAGUCAUAUUUUUACCCCAAGAUCAAAAUAUUUGUUAUUUUUCAUAAUGAAACAUGAAUCCUGUUCUGAGACAUUUAAGAUUUUGUUCAGUGUAAAAAAAAAUAAAAAAU